GAAAAGAGAUGACAAAAGUUUACCCAAAGCUCCCAAACACUUGCCAAGACAGCUUGUGCGAUGGUAAAGCAGCCGCGGUUUUGACGGUGUGGAAGAAGUCCCUUCUCUUUAACUGUGAUGGAUUCACAGUUUACAACUCUAAUGGAGAUCUUGUCUUUAGAGUUGACAACUACAUGAACUCUUCUAAAGACAACAUUGUCCUUAUGGACGCUUCCGGCUUACCCCUCCUCUCCAUCCGCCGCAAGAAACCGAGCCUGGGAGAUUGCUGGAUGGUAUACGAUGGAGAAACACAAAGAGAUCCAAUAUUUACAGCGAGAAAAAACGUUAGUAUAAUGACAAACAAGAGGAGCUUGGCGUGGGUCAGUUCCAAGAAAACGGUCUUAUAUGAGAUAGAAGGAUCAUUCGGCCAGAGAAGCUGCAAAAUACUGGACGAGAGGAGGAACAAGAAGAAGACAGCUGAGAUCAAGAAGAAAGACGCAAUGGUCGGAGGAGUUGCCUUUGGAAAAGAUGUAUUUAAACUUAUAGUUGAAUCGGAGAUGGAGCCUCGUGUGGCCAUGGCAUUUACCAUCAUUCUCGACCAAAUGUUUAGAUCUUAUUGAAUUUUCUUUCUUUUUUUUAAAGCUUCGUAAGUAUGAUAUUAGUUCUUUUCUGUUGUUACGUAAUUUAUGCAUGUGUUCAUCUUAUAUGUUACACAAAAACAGAGCCAAGUUUUGGUGUGAGUUUUUUCUCUUCGUCUUGAUAGUACAUAAAUUCAGUCAAUUAUAGAUGUAAUUUUUGUGGGACAGUUCAGCAAAAG
Eruca vesicaria subsp. sativa (arugula) is the source of this 796-nucleotide messenger RNA. NCBI's taxonomy places the organism in Eukaryota, Viridiplantae, Streptophyta, Magnoliopsida, Brassicales, Brassicaceae. The record is from the annotation of a GenBank genome assembly.